GGGGUCCUUAGUCACGCACGCAGACGCAAACUGGUCUUCUACGUGGAAAACAUAAUGGUGGAAAAACGUGGGUCGAGUUAGGAUUGAGUUGUUUCUGCAUAGAUCCAAAGUUUCCACUAACCAUUGACAAUGGAGUAUAUGCAAGCCCCUGCCACAAGCAGCCAGGGACACAUCCUCUGCUGUACCUGUGGCGUUGCUAUACCUCCAAACCCCGCCAACAUGUGUGUGGCUUGCCUGAGAACUCAAGUGGACAUAUCAGAAGGAAUACCCAAGCAAGUUACAGUGCAUUUCUGCAAACAGUGUGAAAGGUACUUGCAACCGCCUGGUACAUGGGUGCAGUGCGCUCUUGAGUCAAGGGAGCUUUUAGCUCUUUGUCUGAAAAAACUGAAAGGGUCCAUGAGCAAGGUGCGCCUGAUUGAUGCAGGAUUUCUCUGGACAGAGCCACACUCAAAGAGGAUUAAGACAAAACUGACAAUCCAGAAAGAGGUGAUGAAUGGAGCCAUUCUGCAGCAGGUGUUUGUGGUGGAGUUUGUGGUCCAGUCUCAGAUGUGUGAUGACUGCCAUCGUGUGGAAGCCAAGGAUUUCUGGAAGGCUGUGGUUCAAGUGCGACAGAAGACACAACAUAAGAAGACAUUUUUCUAUCUGGAACAAUUGCUUCUCAAGCACAAGCUUCAUCAAACUGCUCUGAACAUCAAGGAAAUACAUGAGGGAAUUGAUUUCUACUAUGGCUCCAAGCAGCACGCACAGAAGAUGGUUGACUUCCUGCAGUGCACCGUACCUUGUCGGUCAAAAACAUCCCAGAGGCUCAUCUCUCAUGACAUACAUUCAAACACGUACAACUACAAGAGCACUUUUUCUGUUGAAAUUGUACCAGUUUGCAAGGACAAUGUGGUUUGUCUUUCACCACGACUGGCACAGAGCUUGGGGAACUUUGGUCAAAUAUGUGUCUGCAUUAGAGUCACCAGCACUAUUCAUUUGAUUGACCCCAACACCUUGCAGAUUGCUGAGGUGGAUGGUAACACAUACUGGAGAUACCCUUUCAACAGUCUCUGUAACCCACGGCAACUGGAAGAGUUUAUCAUUAUGGACAUCGAUAUCAUCAGAGACCAAAAGUUGGGUUCUGGGGCUGGCAUGAGGUCUAACAAACACACAUUGGCUGAAGUAUGGGUUCAAAAAACCUCUGAGAUGGAUACCAGUCAGCAGUAUCACUGCCGUACUUUCCUUGGCCACCUACUGAAUAUUGGAGACCUUGUUCUAGGGUAUGAUUUCGCCAAUUCCAAUGUUAAUGAUGAAUAUUUAAAUAAAAUGAACCCCCAUCAUGUCCCAGAUGUGGUGUUAAUAAAGAAGAGCUAUGAUCGCACAAGACGGGUGAAACGCAGGAACUGGAAGCUUCAAGAGAUGGCCAGAGACAAAGAGGGCAUGGAUACAGAUGAUGAGCGGCAAUACCAAGACUUCCUGGAGGACCUUGAAGAGGAUGAAGCACUGAGAAAGAAUAUAAACAUAUACAGAGAUGCUUCAAAGAUUCCGGUUGAGAGCGACACUGAUGACGAUGGAGCACCACGCAUUUCCCUGGCAGAGAUGUUGGAGGAGCUGAGCCUGAGCGAUGCAACAGGAGGAGAGGGAGAUGACAUGAUGACGGACUAGAGCCCACAUCAACACAGGCAAAUGCUCUGUAAUUGGUUUCAGGAGUGGGACAUUUAGCAUGGGCAAAACCUUUGUACUUCUGUCUACAGGUAAAUCCUGUAAAUUAUCACUCAAUAGAUAUUUGCUAAAUUCCUAUUUACUAAAUUUUUAUUUUUUUGAUAUCAUGAAAAAAUGUUCAGGCUGUCUGAUGUUAUCUCGCUUAAAAUUUGAAUUGUAACAACCAAAAAAAUCAAAUGUACAAUCUGCAUUGCAUGUACAUCAACGAGUCACCAGGGGGAGCUAGUCACUUGGACAAUGUGAUGCCUCUUGAUCUGCAUUAAUAAACUGAGACUGGUCAUUU
Molecule: messenger RNA, 1984 nt
Organism: Periophthalmus magnuspinnatus
Lineage: Eukaryota; Metazoa; Chordata; Actinopteri; Gobiiformes; Gobiidae
Gene: nmd3
Product: NMD3 ribosome export adaptor
Exons: 16
Coding region: 130-1644 (504 amino acids)
Biological process (GO): ribosomal large subunit export from nucleus
Cellular component (GO): cytoplasm; nucleus
Molecular function (GO): ribosomal large subunit binding
Source: RefSeq, a predicted model, not a curated record